AUGGCGUUCGGGUUGGUUGAGAGACGCCCCUAUGGUGUUCGGGUUGGUUGGUCCAUUGCAUCCCACAGACACUCUCUUCUUUUCUCCCCCGUCCUCACUCCACAAGAAAGCACUCUUCCCCCCACCAGCACCACCAGCCUCGCUCACAGGACUCCAAGAGACGCCCCAUGCACCAUGCCCCAUGGUGUCUCCCUCGCUCACAAGACCCUGGGGGACACACCCGUGGCAUUCGGGCUGGUGGAAUUCGAAUCCGCAUGGAACGCUGCCACUGAAGACCGCCCUCUCUGCUUCGAAAGCCUCCUCCUGCCGGGCAUCUUCAAGGGAGUGGCCUUCCCGUCCCACCCCGACCAAGCCACCUACCUGGACCGGCACCUGAGGAUCAAGCUGGGGUUGAAGCCUCCAGAGAAAAUGAUCAUAUGGCAUGCCUCGUCCAACUCUUUUCCUUCCAUCCAUUUGCACAUGCUGUUUCUCCAUGUGACCAUGGUCCACAUGGGUCACCUCACAUUCCUCUUUCAACGUCUUCCUCUUCUGCUCUUCUGGUCUUCCCCCCUCAUCCCUCCACCCAUGCUUCUUCUCCAGGUGACCAUGGUCGAGAUGGGUCACCCAUCUGACGUUCCGGCAGCAGUUCGAAGCGAUUCAAUCAGCCGACAUCAUCAUAUCCCUCCACAGCGCUUCCUUCAUGAACGUGCCCCUCUUCCCCUUAAUCCAUCCUCGUACCUGCUUCUUCUCCAGGUGACCAUGGUCGAGAUGGGUCACCUGACAUUCCGCCAGCAGUUCGAAGCCAUUCAAUCGGCCGACAUCAUCAUCUCCCUCCACAGCGCUUCAUUCAUGAACGUGCCUCUCUUCGCCCGCCGCAACGUCGUCGUGAUUGAAAUCAUGCCCUACAAGGUCACUCACGAGCUGUACUACUCGCUAAUGCUCAACUCCGGCAUGCCGUAUUUCGUCAAGAUGUGCCGCAAAGGGGACGAGCAGGAGGGCGACGCAGAAUUCAAAGAUCUGAGCCAUUUCGAUUGCAUGCGCAAGCACGCAGCAUGUAAGCAGCACCAUGUUCACUUCCGGCGCGUGAAACUCACGGACCGGGAUCUACAGGAGUUGAAAACGAUGCUCAUGGUGGCAAAGGGUGUGGCUGGCGCGAGCUUGGGGGCUUUUGGGAGGGAGAUUCAGCCUAAGGAGCUGCCAGGGUGGGCAGAAGAAAAGUUCAAGGAUGUGUGUGUUGCCCGAGAUGUGGAUUCGUCUGGACCGCGGAAUGAAAUUUUACGGGUGCCCAAGCCAGCAGCAGCAGCCGCGCGCGCAGCCACACAUGCGCGCGUGCACGCGCUGCAGCAGUUGCGCGCGCAGCAGUCAGCCGCACGCACGGCAGCCGCCAUGUGCGCAGCUGCGCACGCGCACAGCGGCACGCGCGCAGCUGCACACGCACCAGCAGCCGCGCGCGCGCCUUCAGCCGCACGCGCAACAGCAGCCCGACGCGCAGUGGCAGCUGCACGCGCACCUGCAGCCACGCGCGCAGCAGCAGCCACACGAGCAGCGGCAACCGCACGCACAGCAUCAGCCGCACGUGCAGCCGCAACCGCACCUACAGCAACAACCGCCCAUACACCACCUACCGUGCCAGCAGCUGCAGCCUCCCUCCCACCCGUUCCUGCUCUCUCACCACGCCUCCUACCAUAG
Closterium sp. Naga37s-1 is the source of this 1668-nucleotide messenger RNA. The record is from the annotation of a GenBank genome assembly. Lineage: Eukaryota; Viridiplantae; Streptophyta; Zygnematophyceae; Desmidiales; Closteriaceae.